Molecule: messenger RNA, 429 nt
Organism: Letharia lupina
Lineage: Eukaryota; Fungi; Ascomycota; Lecanoromycetes; Lecanorales; Parmeliaceae
Exons: 2
Coding region: 1-429 (142 amino acids)
Biological process (GO): endoplasmic reticulum to Golgi vesicle-mediated transport
Cellular component (GO): TRAPP complex
Source: RefSeq, a predicted model, not a curated record
AUGCACAGGGUCGUCUACUCCCUUAUAAUCAUUAAUAAGGCCGGAGGUCUAGUCUACAACCGCGACUUCAACAACGCUCUCAAUAAGGUCUCCGUCAACGACCUACUAGUACUUGCAGGCACCUUUCACGGCGUCCACGCAAUUACCAAAUCUCUCACGCCUUCUUCCCUCGGCAUUCCAUCCAGCCAGCGAACAGGCAUUGAAGUCCUCGAAUCCUCCCACUUCCGCCUGACUUCCUUCCAGACAUUUACGGGCACGAAGUUUCUCUUGUUCACAGAACCACACCAGCCAAACGUUGAUGUCAUCAUAAGGAAGGUGUACGAAUUGUAUGCGGAUUAUGUGACGAAGAAUCCUUUCUAUCAAUUGGAGAUGCCGAUCAGGUGUGAGGCGUUUGAUCGGCAUUUGUUGACAUACAUGAGAGCGAGAUGA